This is a messenger RNA of Folsomia candida, 3795 nucleotides long. Its product is annotated as replication factor C subunit 1-like. Lineage: Eukaryota; Metazoa; Arthropoda; Collembola; Entomobryomorpha; Isotomidae. Gene Ontology annotation, cellular component: nucleus; DNA replication factor C complex. Gene Ontology annotation, biological process: DNA replication. The record is from RefSeq and is a predicted model, not a curated record. The transcript is spliced from 9 exons. Gene Ontology annotation, molecular function: DNA clamp loader activity; ATP binding; ATP hydrolysis activity.
CUAGCAUAUCUCUUUAAAAGUUAGAAAUUUAGGGAUAUGCACAGCUUCAGGCUUCUGGGUGCAAAGAAACUACUACACCACAGAAGAGGUACCAUUGGUGGUACCUCGGCCACGUUUGGCGCUCAGUUCAAAAAGUGGUGUCUGAGUGCGCACAUGGUAUUUACGUUUCGCUAUUGUUCUCGAAAAGGUUUAUUGUUUAACUGAGCUCUUAACUAACUUUAACUGAGCAAUUACAAUUCUUGUCAUGGGUCGAGUUAGGAGAAAACCACGUAUUACGUCUAGUCAUAAAUGUGUAAUCUGUGGGUUAGGUUUUUACAGUAGUGCGACUUUAGUCAGACAUAAAACUCAGGUUCACGAUGGUGUAAAAAAAUGGAGUUGCCAUGUUUGUGGUAAAUUAUUUGCACAAAAGAGUGAUUGUACCAGACAUGUAAAACGUGGAUGUAAGUUAGUAGUGGUGAAAUGCAGAUUUUGCAAGUUACGCUUCGAUUCAAAUUGGAAGAGAUUGACUCAUGAAAAACAAAGCCACGCAGAAAAGUUUUACAAGUGCAAACAAUGUGAACAAUUAUUUCCUAACAACUCCAAACUUGAUGCACACAUUAGAGCAGUUCACCUGGAUAUAAGGAAGUUUGAAUGUAGUAUUUGUGGACACAAAACUGCAACGAAGGGGAAUUUAACCGCCCACAUGGAGACACAUUCAACUUCUACUCCUCUGACCGCUGCACAAGCAAAUCUGGAAAGAUACAGAAAGUUUCGAGCGGAUGGCCAUCAAGUUCAGAGUAUCGUGACACCAAGUGAUUUCGAGUACUACCUAAAAUUACACAAACGGCAGGAAGAUCGAGUUCAAGCUGCGGAAAAUUUGAUACCUGAACUCGAAGCCGAAAAUCUUAUGCAGCAACACAAAGAAGGUUAUUAUUACACAUCUGAUGGAAAUGAACGAAGUAUAAUACAAUAUAUCAAAGGAGACAUGAACGGUUUAGGUCAUCGGUCGUACGGGUACGUUUGGCGACAAGGAGACACCUUCGAAAUUGAAGAUGUUUAUGUGGGGACAAGUAAGAGCACCGCACAGGAAACUGCCCGCAAUAAGUGGACCAAGCUCGGUUCAACUUUAACCAGUGGCUGUAAUGAUCGAUAUAUGUACAAGAAGGGAUUCUUCUUUUGUCCAGAAGAAGCAUUCGAGAUUACUGGAUUUGUGACUGACCGAGAUUGGAUUGCAAAAGAUCUGAAAAUGUAUGCACGAGCAGAAUGUGGCGCAGUUGCCUCCUUGGUUUCAAAGAACGCGUACAUUAGCUUACAGGAGUUUCGGUAUCAAUUGAGUCAAGGGCUGAAAAAUUCAAACCACCUAUGGCUUGACCCACCGACGACAUCUGUUGUCACUGGAGGUCUCAGUCAGUCGCCAAGUCGCCGUUCUUCUCCACGAAAAUCAUCGUCCCGCCCUCAGGUUUCCUCUGAUUCUGAACCAGAUUUUAUUCCCAAAAAGAAAUCGAAACCAAGCACAUCACGAUCUUCGUCUAAAUCAGACAUGACCACCAAGAAGUCUGAUAAAGAAAAGGAUUCUCCGGUAUCAAAGAAAGCAUCUAAAAAAGAGAAGGAGGAGAAGGAAGAGAAACCACCCCUCACAGAGGAGGAGAAGAAAAAGAAAGCAUCAAACUUUGCAAAAUUGUUAGCUCAUCAAUCAUCGAAGCCACGUCAUCUUGGAGAAAAACGACUUCCCAUCGGGGCGAAGGAUUGUUUGGCCGGUCUGACUUUUGUGCCUACAGGUGUAUUGGACUCCUUGGAGCGAGAUUCUUGCAAAACCUUGGUGGAAAAAUAUGGAGGCCGCGUAACUACAGCUAUUAGUAAGAAAACGACCCACUUGAUUGUCGGUGAUGACCCAGAAGUAAUGAAACUAUUGGGAGCUGUAAAACAACGAAUUACGAUUGUGUAUGAAUCCAAUUUGCUAGAAAUGAUUCGUGUUUCUAAUCCUGAUGGAAAUAAUAACGAAGAAGAAGAAGUUAUUGAAAUGUUGGAUUUGGGAGAUUCUGAAGCACUCCCCCCACCCCCACCACCAACUUUGAUGUGGGUAGACAAGUACAAACCAAAAACGAUGAAGCAAAUCGUUUCACAUGGAAAGGACACGGGAAAUGCGACCAAAUUGGUUAGAUGGUUAACUAAUUGGUUUAAAUAUCAUGGAAAAGCCAAUGACAAGGCAAAAACAAAUCCCCCAGGAUUUCGUGACCCAGAAGGGAAAACGUAUAAGUGUGCUUUAUUCUCGGGGCCGCCGGGUAUUGGGAAAACCACUACAGCGCAUCUGGCAUGCAAAAAAGUUGGCUAUGAUUAUUUCGAGCUGAAUGCAUCAGAUACGCGAAAUAAGAAAGGUCUUCACCAAAUCGUUUCUGAUGCCCUGUCCUGUAAAACCAUGUACGGAGGGAUUAAUGACCUGACCAAGCAGCACGUUCUGAUCAUGGAUGAAGUGGACGGAAUGAGUGGAAAUGAAGAUCGGGGCGGAAUUCAAGAGCUCAUUGGCUUGAUAAAAACUUCUCGUGUCCCAGUGAUCUGCAUUUGUAAUGAUCGGAAUCAUCCAAAGAUCCGCUCACUUGCCAAUUACUGCUUUGAUCUCCGUUUUAACAAGCCAACCAUUUAAGAAUUGAAAGCAUUGGUGGCGACGAUAUCAUUCCGAGAAAAGUUGAAGAUUGAUCCUCAGCGAGUUAUCCAACUCUGCAUCUCAACCGAUAUGGGCAUUCGACAAAUUAUCCACACGUUGGAAUUGUACAAAGAUACCAAUGCAGAAAAUGUCUCUGCUCCGAAGAAAGAUUUAAGAUUUGGACCGUGGGACGUUUGUAGAAAAGUUUUCCUUAACCCAGAGCACGAAAUGAAGAAUAUUCAUGAGAAGACUGGAUUGUUCUUUCAAGAUUAUUCCAUCGGAUCACUGUUUAUUCAAGAAAAUUAUCUUAAAAUGGUUCCAGUCAAAGCAAAGCAAAAAUAUUCAGAAGCAAUUGAUGGACAUCGUCAGUUGGAAUUAAUUGCACGCAUCGCUGCUGCCAUCUCAUUAGGUGAUGUCGCGGAAACAAUGAUUCAGAAAACGAAUAAUUGGUCAUUGUUACCCGUUCAAGGAAUUUUUUCUAGCUACAUACCUGGAGAGUUAAUGGAAUCGAAUUUAUGUGGCAACAUAGAAUUCCCAAGCUGGUUGGGAAAGAAUUCCAACAAAAACAAGCGUCAACGGUUACUCCAAUCACUGCACACUCACGUCCAUCUUCAAGUCAGUGCUAGUUUGGAAGCUCUGAACAUGGAUUAUCUACCUUAUCUUAGGAGAAAGAUUUGCACUCGAUUAGGCAGUGAUGAUGUUACAGCCGCUGCGGAAGUCAUGGAGACGUACAGUUUGAGACGGGAUGACUUUGACUCGCUGAAUGAUCUCGGGCACUGGCCAGGAAUGAAGAACCCCCUAAAACACGUGGAUAGUGUCACAAAAACCGCCUUUACGCGGAUGGUAAAUAAACAAGUGUUGCCAUAUGCGACUGAUAAGUUAGUCAAUAAAGGGAGAAAGACUGCUACGGAUAUUGAAGGGUACGGUGAGGAAGCAGAAGAAGUCUGCGGUGUUUCUGAGGAGGACGAAUAAGUCAAAAAAUCACUAAUCACUAAAAUUAUAAACUCAACAUUGACAUUAAUUUCUUCAAUUAACAAACACCGGUUUUCUAGGUGACUUAAUUUUGUUAGCAUAAUAGUUGUAGUUAGACCCAAACUAGUACCAAAUGUUACACUUUACUUAUACCGGUAUUAUAAAUAAAUGAAUUAGCAUUAAAUGAGAAACUUGUAUCAGUU